Cydia splendana is the source of this 795-nucleotide messenger RNA. Its product is annotated as neuropeptide FF receptor 1-like. Gene Ontology annotation, cellular component: plasma membrane. Gene Ontology annotation, biological process: G protein-coupled receptor signaling pathway; cellular response to hormone stimulus. The transcript has 5 exons. Gene Ontology annotation, molecular function: G protein-coupled receptor activity; peptide binding. NCBI's taxonomy places the organism in Eukaryota, Metazoa, Arthropoda, Insecta, Lepidoptera, Tortricidae. The record is from RefSeq and is a predicted model, not a curated record. Bases 2 to 670 code for a protein of 222 amino acids.
AAUGGAGCGGAGCAUCGAGUUCUGCACGGAGAAAUGGCCAGACUCCAUACGAAAAGAGCUUUAUGGCGCCUUCAGCUUUGUACUGGUGUACGCCGUGCCAGGCUGUAUCGUGGUGGUGUCGUACGCGCUGAUGGGCCGCCGCCUGUGCUCCGUCAUGCCGCCUUUCGACCAGACCGAGGGCAGUGCGAACAGCCAACAGCGCCUCCGACUUGUGCGCGAGCGGAAGCGCGUAGCCUGGAUACUGCUGCUGCUUGCCAUCCUGUUCGCACUCUGCUGGCUGCCCUACAACAUCCUGCAACUCCUGAUCGACGUGAAUGCUGUGCAGGUGGACUCUAGCGCUUUGCUGAUGCCAUACACUCUGCUGCUAGGGCACGCGAACUCCGCAAUCAACCCCAUAGUGUACUGCCUGAUGACGCGCAACUUUCGGCGGUCACUGCGCAAGCUGCUGUGCCACGACCCGGGUAACAUACACUCUAGUACUCAUUUCCAUAUGCAGGGCUUAAGACAAAAAUCCAACACGUCUAGCGGUCGCACUCGCACUACUGUCACGUUCCGCAGCAGCAACAACCAGAAGCCGUGUGCCCCGAGCAUCCAGUACGGGAAGGUAGCCCGCACCACCUCGCUAAAGGACAACGGCUGGAGAGGCGAGAAAACUCCACAGUUCCUGUAAAAAGGCGUAGGAGAACGUACGUCACGUUUGACGUUGAUGUUUAGGCGUUUAAGGUGUGUUUCCUUGCUUGACUGCAAAAUAGAUCAUGUCUGUAUGUCCUUGGAAUAGCCUUAAAUGUAGCAAAA